GAGCUGUUGCGAGGGGUGAUCGCACCGUGGACGCGCGCGCAGUAAAGGCUGACGAUCAGCCCAGAGUCGUCACGUCACGUCACGUCACGUCACGGAUCUGCAGCGACCGACCGACCGACAGGAGAUGCUGAGGUGACAGGCAGGCAGAAGGAGAAAAGGGACGAUCACAUUCAGACAUAUUCUCCCCCCCCUCCUCCACCACCCUCCACUUCACCCAUGCUCGUUUAAUUUGCAGACACGACGUCCUCCACCUCUUCUUAUGGACAGCUCGCUCGCUAUGGGAUACCGCUUAAUGUCGUCCCCGCCGCCUCCAUAUACGUAGAGGAUUUUUUUUUGUAACCACACCCGGCUCUGCUUUGGAUCAAGGAUUGGCAGCGAAGAUCCGAGGGUUCUCUAUCAAGACUAGAAAUGCCCGGCCCAGUCUAAGGUUUGCUGGUUCGAGGCAGGGGGAAGCAGUGAGGACAGCAGUCCACAGACGGGAUGAGCGGAGGAGCGGAGCAAGCUGACAUCCUCAGCGUGCUCGCCCUGGUCAAGGAACGAUGGAAAGUGGUCAAGAAGAUCGGGGGCGGCGGGUUUGGCGAGAUCUACGAAGCGGUGGACCUGCUGACGCGGGUCAGCGUGGCGCUGAAGGUGGAGUCGGCCCAGCAGCCCAAACAGGUGCUCAAGAUGGAGGUGGCGGUGCUAAAGAAGCUCCAGGGUAAAGACCAUGUGUGCCGCUUCGUAGGAUGUGGCCGCAACGACCGAUUUAACUACGUGGUGAUGGAGCUUCAGGGUCGAAACCUGGCUGACCUGCGGAGGAGCAUGACCCGGGGAACCUUCAGCAUCAGCACCACCCUGCGUCUCGGGCGCCAGAUCCUGGAGGCCAUAGAGAGCAUCCACUCUGUGGGCUUCCUGCAUCGCGACAUCAAACCGUCAAACUUCGCUAUGGGCCGCUUCCCAAGUACAUGUCGAACCUGCUACAUGCUGGACUUCGGUUUAGCUCGCCAGUUCACCAACUCAUGCCAGGAGGUCCGACCUCCCCGUCCUGUGGCAGGGUUCAGGGGAACAGUCCGCUAUGCAUCUGUCAAUGCACACAAGAAUAAGGAGAUGGGUCGACACGAUGACCUCUGGUCUCUCUUCUACAUGCUCGUGGAGUUCCUGGUCGGUCAGUUGCCGUGGAGGAAGAUCAAGGACAAAGAGCACGUGGGGAAACUGAAGGACACGUACGACCAUCGUCUGAUGCUCAAACACUUGCCGGCAGAGUUCGGGGUCUUCUUGGAACACAUCUCCAGCCUAGACUACUUCACGAAGCCUGACUACCAGCUGCUGAUGUCCGUGUUCGACAACAGCAUGAAAACCUACAAUGUGGUGGAGAAUGACCCUUAUGAUUGGGAGCGGACUGGCACAGAUGGCACUUUAACAAUCAGUGCUUCUGCCACAACACCGCAACAUCACACCCGCCUCACUCCGGCGCACAUGGGUAUGGCCAAUGCCUCCCUGAUCCCUGGCGACCUCAUGAGAGAAAACACAGAAGAGGUUCUGCAGGACGAGCAGCUCAGCGAUGGGGAGAACAACCCGGCACCAGAGCGACUACUAGGCUCUCCGCUUCAUCCACACCGCAACCAAGAGGCUGAUGUCUGGGAGGAGCUUGACCGCAAUAGAAACCGCAUCAGGACUGCAGUGUGGAAGGCGGGAACGGAGGAGGAACACAGCAACAAUCAGGGUAACCAAGGACACCAGAGCCCCUAUGGGCCAAACCUGGGUUCCCCAGUCAAACACGCUGAGGUGGGGGCUGCAGACCGCGAUGGCUCUCUGCUGAGGAAGCUUCGCAACAUUCACAGUUUUGAGCUGGAGAAGAGGCUGGGCCUAGAGUCCAAGCCCAGUCCAGAGCGCUACAUGGAGCCCUGCCCAACAAAGCAGCAGCUCGGCCCCCAGCAACAGGAGAAAGAAGCAGAUGGGGCCGCGAUCAUCCCAGUAACUCAGGGUCAGGCCGCACCUGUCGGGGAGCGCCCUGAUCGCGUCUGGCACUACGAUGAGGAGUUUCGGUCUGGCGGCGGUUCACCUAAGCCGGCAUCCUGUGGAUCUCAGGAGCACGGAGAGGGGGCAGUGAGCAGCGGGGGCUUUGUGGCCCUCAAUCUGAGCUCUGGGAGGCAGGACUUUGACUCAAAGGAGUGGGUAAUGGUGGAGCGGCCCAGCGGCUCCCCGGGGGGCAAAGUUACCUCCAGCCCCUCGGAGGAGGAUGACGAGCCGGAGGUGCUCCAGCCAGGGGAACAAUCUCCUGGAUGGGUUAAGGGCAGCCCAAGCCCUUGCUGUGGUUAUGCUAAACAAGAAAGCAUGGCGUCCUCCAAGGGAAGUGCUCAAGGGGACAAGUUGGAGCUCAGUGUGGGCCCUGCGGGGGCUCUUCCCCCCAUUACUCCCACCAGCCCAGCUGAAGCUCUGGCUGAGGGAGUUAUCACUCAGCUCCCCACCUCUCCUCCGUCCCUGCCUGAGGAAGUUGCGAUCCGGACGUCCAGCCCCGUCCCUCUGCGCUCUCCCAGCCCUCACACUCUCCUCACCACUCUGUCGGACCCGCUGCACCUGCGCUUGCCCGGCAUGAGGCGCAGCCAGUCCGCCGACCAGCCGCAGCAGGAGCGCCCCUACUCCUCCUCCUCCUGCCACGCCUCCCUACCGCUACCACCAAACCCCGCCCCCGGCACACGUUCGCCCGGUCGCCGAAAACUGCCGGCCAUCCCGGCUGGCGCUGCCAACACCAAGUUCCCCUCAGUCAUACGCAUCACCCGCGCCCAGCUUCAGCAGUUGACGGCUCAGCGUCCCUCUGGCCUGUCCUCCCAGUCAGGAUCGGACAGUGCCCCACAGUGCCUCCUGUUGGAGAGGCGAGGUGAAGCUGAGGCCGAGGCUCAGCCUUUCCAGGAGCGCACGACGGACAUCAGCUCCCCGCAGGACAAUGUGCCCACUCACCCGGGGACGCCCACAGAACCCCUCGCUGAGGCCCAAGUCAAUGGAAACAACCACGCCAAAGCUCUCAGCCCCGCGCCGAGCCGCGCGUCUUCCCCGCGCUCCCCUCGUUCUCCACACUCGCCUCUGCGCUCGCCUUCCUCUCCGCGCUCGCCUCGCUCCCCUCGCAGCCCCGUGUUCGCCAACGGCCACCUCUCCCCUCCUGUUAACGGCCAAAGAGAUUUGAGUAACGGGGCAUUCCCCAAGCUGAAAGACCCUGACAAUGAUUUUGGCCUCCCUCCUUGUGCCACAGAGCCUCAGUUAAUGGAAGAGGAGGAGAGCAGAGAAGUGAACCAGGCUCCUGAACAGACCAGUGGCCUCACCUCCUCCUCCCCGGUUGCCCCCCGUAAGGACCCGAACCGGAGGCAAAGUCGCAUCCCAGUCCUGGAGCCGUCCAGUUUGCUGGAGCUCCCUCCUCCACGGUCAGCUAAGGAGAAACUCCUGCAGAAGAAAGCCAAUCACCAGGGCCCCGUCCCCUCUCCCACUGCCUCACCCUCGCUCUCUGACAGGCGUGGCCCCAUGGUGGCCUCGCUUGCCAAGGACCCUCUGUCCUCCGCAUCUGACCGCUCUCAGGAAGAGGACUCCCUCAUGGGCUCUCGGUCCGACCGCCAGGGAGACGAAGCUCCCUCCCUCUCCUCCUCGUCCAGCCCCCUGUCCCGCAAGAGCAGAAUUCCUCGUCCCAUACAUUCAGCCGCUUCUGCUGAGCAGCUGGCCGCACAGUUCAUGCCGCGCCCGCCGCCUGGAAAACCACCAUGUCGCUCUACAGUGGAGGGCAGGCUCAGGCGUUACCGCAUUCGAGCUGGCAGCAACAGUGACUCAGACCUCCUGUCAUGCCUUGCGCAGCUGAUGCACGGUUCCCGAGGCUCCCCGCUCCACCACCGCUCCUCUGCCCAGCACGGAGGCUCCAGGAUGGGCAUCUGCAGCCUGACCAACUCUCCGCAUCACCAUCGCAGCUCUAGCGCAUCCCCCCGCAGCUCCUCCUCCCUGCAGCGCUCCGUCAGCUCCUCGCCCUCCCGCCACGAGCACCGCGGCGGCGUGGGAGUGGGUUGCCUCGGCCGUAGCCGCUCGCCUCCCAGCUUCUCCGGCUCGCCGCCCCCCCGCCGCUUCUACCCUCAUCACCAGGAUACAUGCUGCAGCCGCCAGGCCCGCACGAGCCCCUUCCACCUGACGAGAGGAAAGGGAUGCACCCGAGAUAGCAAGUGCUCCAGCAAGUUGAGCAGAUAGUCGCCCUGCAGGUUGUGCUGCCACAGCAGAGGAAGGGAAGACUCCAAAUAAUACAGAGUAGAAUGCAUUCAGGAUAAAAGCUUGAGUCUUCCUGUACAAUAAGACAAAUCUGUCCCUUAUUUUGCUGAUCCUACACUUGUCCCGCAAGUUCCCCACACCCCGUCUAUCUGCCCAUUUGUUCUUUAUUAAUGUGCCCUAAUUUAAAAGAGGACUUCAGCUAUUAAGUAUUGCACCUCCAUUACAUUUUGGGGAUUUUAAGAGCCAGAUUUAACAAAGAGUAGUCAAAAGGUAUGAGGCAGAAGCUGAAAUAUCCUGACAUUUAGACCGUUAAGCUAUAGAAAUACUGGCUUCUAAUUUUCUUUGGAUCACCACACCUCUAGUUCACAAUGAAGCUUUCUGUUAGAAAUAUCAAAAUCGUUGGAGUGCCCCCCCUUUUUUUUCACCACUUAUCAGAUAAGCGAUAGCGAUAACGACUCAUUAGGAUCCUCAUUUUGUAGAUUUAAAGAUAACAUGAAUUACAUAACUUCAAAAUAAGACAUUCUUUUCCCAUAAUAGAGCAGUGCUAUAACACUUUAUAAUAAUCAGUGGUGAGAUGAGCUUGUGGGCACAUAAGUAAAUGAGUUUCCAGUUUAUUAAUGGUCCUACAUCUUGCAGCACAACAUAAGGUAAUUUAUUAAUCCCCAUUAUUAAUGCACUUGGAUUAUACUGAUGGAGUUUCAGUAUAGUUGAACACAACUGAACUAAAUAUGGGCGUGGGGUUGAUUCUGAUUUCUCCUCUGUAUUUGGAGACAGCAGGCAGGGUAUAAGAUUAACUUUAUGUGAACGCAUAAAGCUUGAAUUUGUGAACAGUUGUAUUUAUUGAGAUAUUUAUUUUGAUGCUUUUAGCGAUGCAUAAGACCCCCCCUCUGUGUGAUAGUGGAUGUAUGGUUUUGUGUCACUCACAUUCGUUAAAAAUGUUUAAUCAGAGGGAACACCCCAAAGUGAACCUUUUGUACAAUCAAUCAUGUAAAGUGCGUGAGGACACACACCUUUUUGUGCCUACUGUGUUGCUAAGAGGGGAUUAAAAAAAACGUCUCACUGAACGAUGUUAGGAUUGUGAAGUGGUAGUUGUAGUAGUAGCAGUAGUACGCGUAAACAACACAAGGUGCAUUACUGAAGAGUAAUGUUCAGACACAGAUGUUUGUCUCAGCAUGUGCCUUGGCACUUUGGGCAGCUUGAGGAUUCACUUUGGUUUGUUUUUAAUCGUGGUAGGAGCAAAAACAGGACUUGUGCCAGCCGUUGUAAGAGAACACUUUGAACUGAUAGUCUUUUAUGUAAAAACAAAAAAAGGUAGCAACUCAAACAUUUGUAAAUCAAAUACAUUCUGAGCAAGUGUUUACCUGAGGACAGUAGCUAAUAUUUGGAAUGAAAUAAAAAGGAGUGAUUUCAAGGGAAACCUGACUUAAGAGGACCAGCGUGUGGGAUUUUGAUGAAUCUUUAUUUUUAGCUGUGUCGUCGCACACAGAGCAAUGCAGGAGCAGCAGCAUGGAAAAAAUGGCUCUUAUAGCCGUCAUUAAUAAGUUUUUAAGAAUGGGCGCAAUUAUCUGUUAACUUCUCUAAAAAACUAACUGAACUGGUGAUUAAAACCAGCAAAAAUAAGCGUUUCUCUGGUGCUCUUCAUCAGUUACAAGAGACAGGAAGUUGAGGCAGAGCUGCAACUAGCUUGUUUUUUUUUUUGUACACACUAGGUUUUGUACGCCCUCUGGUCAUUGUUUGAAAGUUUUAAAAUUGGAACUGAGAUUUCUGAAACGACCACCUCUUCUACUAAACAAGCUUUAAAAAUCACAACUACUCUGCUGCUCUUCGGCGAGCUAAAGGGGCUGCUAGCUCAGCGGCCGCCAAUUUUAGCUCCCUAACUGAUUAAACUCUUUCAUGAGUUUAAUUAAUGCCAUGGUUAAAACUGACCAAACACUAAUUAAGUAACCGGUUGUAAGCAUUUUAAAGUAAACUAACUUUAACAGACAAGAUUCCAACUGCAACACCUGGUUUCUAUGCUAGUCCGGAAUAAACAAUCCAAAAUGUUUGCUUUAGAGCAGGCCUUUCUAACUUUUGGGUAAUUCUUCAUCUGCUGUAGGUUUUUCUGAAUCUUUGUUAUCAGUUGUAAUCUAAAUAUUCAACUCUAAAUCCUACACUCUGGUACUUUAACUGCCCUGUGUAUACAUACAGUACAUACACAGUUAGCAUAUCAGGUCAGUGUUAAAACAUAAAAUGUGAAUUUCAGACCUCAAACAACAUUUUGUCAAAUGUUCGGUCGAAGCAGGCCAUAUGUAAAUAUAGAUCUCACACCAAAUGAUGUUCCAUGUGCAAGAAUGUUUCCUUGUUUUUUUGUUCCUCCUCCAAUGGAGAAUGUUUUUUUAUAUAAUGACACACAGUAUGUUUGUUCACAAAGCAAAGGAAUCCGAGUAUUGUUUGUGUUUCAUUAAGUAAGGAUUCCUCACUGAAAUGGACACCCCCUCUCACUUCUCCUCUGCUUGUAAGAUACUGUAAAAUAACUCCAGCUUCCCCCCCAAGGCUACUCUCUUGCAUGCUCAACACAGAAAAAACAAAGACUUAGUGAAAGCUGCACAACGCUUCCAUCGCGCAGUAUUUACCUUGUGAAAAUUUUGACCCAGCUGUGACUUCAUUCCCUGCUGGAUGACUUGUGGUAAUCUGUGUGUGACUAGUUUCUGCACUGGCUGGGGACAAUUGUGCUGCUGGGACAUGAGAGUAUUUUUUUGGGUUGGGGUGCAAGCAGCUGAGAAGACGCACAAAAGAAACUACAAGAGAUACUAAAAAUGGAGAGUAGAGUUUGCUGCGUUUUCGAGCACUUGUAUGGUGUGCAAAAAAACACGAGUUGAGAAUUCAAUGGCACUCAGAGUCUGUAUGAGACACAACAAACAAAAAAAUCCCAUUGCCAAAUAUUUUGAUAGAUUUUGCAGUAUGUGGUUUAACUUGCAAUAUAACAAAUAUGAAAGUGUACAGGAGUUGAAUGGCCACAUUGCUCUGUAAAUAUAAAAUCUGUUGUGUUUGUUUGAGUCUUGCAGAUACCUACGCUAGCUUCUUGGAGCAGCUAUGAUGACUCAUCCUGAAGGCAGACAGCGUUCAGUCAGUCAGCCGCCUUAAUGUCUCUUCUCUGCCCCUCUGUGCGUAGCGAGGGAUGACUGAGCCUUGUCUGUGUUGGAGAUCAUUCCCCCCAUUAGGCCGAGCUGAGGCACAUACUACCGUGCAUCUCAGCGGGCUCAAAUAUACCCCUCAGACAUCACUGCUGUCAGACGUUUUUCUGUGAGAAUUUGUGGGCCAUUAAUCGAUGGACUGGUGGGGAAUUCCAUCUUGCAGUAUACAAGGUGUGUUUGUUAGUACGAUGCUCUCACGCAGGGGUGUGUGCAUUUCCUACAUUUUGCCAGCAAUCAACCUUUGCAUUCUCCCUCUUUCAGUGCUCUAUAUCAGACUCUCAGAUUACCAGAUACUUCAGUACGCUGUAGUGCAGCCUUUUUCUAAUAUAUACCUGUAAAAUACUCAAAGUAAUUAUUUAAAUAAAAUAAUCAUCGUAAAACCAUAGAUUCUAUGCUAACAAGUGUGAGUGAAUGGAAUGAAGAAACACUAAAAAGUGCUGCUGGUUUUAAAAGAUAAUCAGAUUUCUUCUCAUGUUUUUUCCUUUAAUAUUGCACAUAAGUGGUGUGUGGUUGUAGUACUAGUGAUACCUUCCAGAGGAGAUUUUCUUAGUUACGUUUUUAAGUGGCCUCCUUAUAGAGAUAUUUAUUGUAGCUUGAUAGUAUUUGCGGAUAUAGAUACUCAUAGGCCAAAUGAACAAAUCCAGCUGUUUUAUUUUGAAGGUUGAGAUGAAAACUAGUGAAAACUUUUAGUGUACAUUGGUACACUCCUCAUGUCACGUCAUCCAAUAACUCGUUCCUUACUUAUAAAUACUUGACAGAAAUUAUUUAUUAUAACGUUUGCUUUUUCUGCCCAUCCGUUAUUUGACUUCACUUGUUGGGAUUUUUUUAAUGGUCGAUAUUUUGUGUUGUAACGUAUGUCACAGUUUUAAAAAUGUAACUGUACAGUCUCAAGGAAAGAAUGUAACAAGUGGGAGUUUUGCAUUGUAUAUAACUGUAAUUAUUUAUGUUAAUUCUAUCAUUUGUAUCAUAUCAAUGCCUUGUACAGUGUUAUUUUUUUUCUGUUUUGUUUAAAAUUAUUUUGUAUUUUAUUUUUAUAAACUGGUUAUAAAUAAAAUACUCAUUCCGCAUGCAGACAGAA
Labrus bergylta (ballan wrasse) is the source of this 8466-nucleotide messenger RNA. RefSeq names its product tau tubulin kinase 2a (gene ttbk2a). The record is from RefSeq and is a predicted model, not a curated record. Gene Ontology annotation, biological process: peptidyl-serine phosphorylation; signal transduction; cilium assembly. Gene Ontology annotation, molecular function: ATP binding; protein serine/threonine kinase activity. Gene Ontology annotation, cellular component: ciliary basal body; nucleus; ciliary transition zone. Lineage: Eukaryota; Metazoa; Chordata; Actinopteri; Labriformes; Labridae.